AUGGCUUCUACAAAGGACCAGACCUACCCUCUCCAGGGCAAAGUGGCUCUUAUCACGGGAGCCGGUCGAGGCAUCGGCCGCGGCAUCGCGCUGGAGCUCGGCCAGCGCGGCGCGUCCGUCGUCGUCAACUACAGCCGCUCCUCCCAGGCGGCGGCCGAGGUGGUUGCCGCCAUCGCGAGCGCCGGCGGGCAGGCCAUCGCGAUCCAGGCCGACGUGUCCAAGGUGUCCGAGGUGACGCGGCUGUUCAAGGAGGCGCUGCAGCACUUUGGCCGGCUCGACAUUGUCGUGUCCAACUCGGGCACCGAGGUGUUCAAGCCCGAGGACCAGGUCACCGAGGAGGACUACGACCGCAUCUUCAACCUCAACACCCGCGCCCAGUUCUUCGUCGCCCAGCACGCCUACAGGGAGCUCCAGAACGGCGGCCGCAUCAUCUUCACGUCGUCCGUCGCUGCAACCAUGUCCGGCAUCGGCAACCACGCGCUCUACGCCGGUAGCAAGGCCGCGGUCGAAGGCUUCACCCGCAGCUUCGCGGUCGAUUGCGGCCAUAAGAAAAUCACCGUCAACGCCAUCGCUCCGGGCGGUGUCAAGACGGACAUGUAUGACGAAAACGCAUGGCGCUACUCACCAGGGGCGACUCCCUCCUCGUCCAUGGCAGAGAUCGACAAGGGCUUGGCCGCCUGCUGUCCUCUGGGGCGCGUUGCAGUGCCCCAGGACAUCGCGCGAGUUGUUGCCUUCCUGGCACACGCUGACAGCGAAUGGAUCAAUGGCCAGGUGAUUCUUCUCACUGGUGGUUCUUUCACGUAG
Molecule: messenger RNA, 804 nt
Organism: Cordyceps militaris CM01
Lineage: Eukaryota; Fungi; Ascomycota; Sordariomycetes; Hypocreales; Cordycipitaceae
Product: versicolorin reductase, putative
Exons: 3
Coding region: 1-804 (267 amino acids)
Molecular function (GO): oxidoreductase activity
Source: RefSeq, a predicted model, not a curated record